Molecule: messenger RNA, 2703 nt
Organism: Zymoseptoria tritici IPO323
Lineage: Eukaryota; Fungi; Ascomycota; Dothideomycetes; Mycosphaerellales; Mycosphaerellaceae
Exons: 2
Coding region: 103-2703 (866 amino acids)
Source: RefSeq, a predicted model, not a curated record
CACGCCGUGGUAGGAGAAACUCUUCUGGCCGUUCCAUUGACCUCCAACGGCGACGACCACCUCGUAGUCGUCUCUACUACCGGACCAUUCUGCUGAUUGUCGAUGUCGACCGACGCAUCAUCUGUCCGCAACCUUCGAUCCCUCUUCGAAAACCACAACUCUCGAAGCUCGACUCCCAAUUCUCUCAACACCCUUGACCACCCUUCCGAGGGUACUCCCACGCGCGGACGAUCGCCCGCAGCUUUGGGAAACAGCAAUCUCGGCGAAAAGCUGGACGGCGUCAUUCGGACAGCUUCAAAGAUUCGCGCGAGCUUCGUACCGGUCGAACAACGUCCCACGAAAAUGUCUACCGCCGCGGAUCUGCCUAGUGCCACCACCGAAGCGAAGAGGGAGAGCAAUGCUGGGCUAAGAAGACCAAGUUUCAGCGAGGACAAGGACAGUGCAGCAGUGGGUAAGCUAAAGGAGACGAUAUCGCAAGAGCAAAAGAGGCGGAACAAGGAUUCUUCGGUCAAGGAUACUAUUCCGGAGCGAGCCAUCGAGUCUGCUGCGGCGACGCCCAUGCUAGAGGCCAAUCGACAAUUGGGAGGAGGAGGAAGUGCUGCAGAGCUGAGAAAGUCCAGCAGAGAAGCUCAGAAUCCAGACAAGCCAAUUACUGGCGCCGAGGAAGAGCCCGCUGUGAUGAAGCCUGCCGACCCGACCAGCGAAGAUGCUGUCAGCGGAGGAGCAGCUCUAUCGCCUACCACUGAAGACUUGCGGAAGAAGGGCUCGGCCAGCACCAAGAAAUCGGUGCCUUCUACCACAUCCUCUCGGACGGCCAAACCCAACGGCAAGCCAGCAGACCUGAAGCCUUCCACCGCGAGCAAACCUUCUUCCAUCAAGUCUCCAACAGAGAACACUCAGCCCACGAAGAAAGCCGGCCGAUCCUCUCUCACAGCUCAAACUGCAGCUUCAGUCGCUCGAGCCUCUGCGAAUGACAAGCCAUCAUUGGGCAGGCCGUCCGUCUCAUCCUCGACGACCUCGAAACCGAAGGUGACGAAGCCUCUCGACAUCUCAUCCAGACUCACCGCUCCGACCGCUGCCUCUCGCGCCAAACACGAACCCGAAUCGACCACCACUGCGCCUGCAACUAAAUCUUCGACAUCGACAUCGACAUCGAGUGCGAAGCCAAAGUCCACGACCGGCGCCGUCACCCGCUCUACACCGAGGUCAUCUCUAGCGCGUCCGAGCUCGAGACAAGCUCAGACGACGGCCAGCAAAAGGACUACAACAGCUCCAGUCGAGAGCGGGUUUCUCGAAAGGAUGAUGAGACCCACCACUGCAAGCUCGGGGAAGACAGCUGCGCCAGAGGAAAAUGCAAAGAGCCCGGAGCCAGUGAAGACGACUACCAAGCCGAAGCAGACAAUACCAACGAGGCCGAAGACAAAUGGCGCCUCGAAGGCCGCGGGCUCGGAGAAAGAUGACAAUAGUCCAAAGAGCGAGGAGUUUCCGCACAAUAAGCCACGGGUCGAGGCUGAGAAGCAAGGGAAAAAGCCAGAGGAAACAAAAGACGCAAAGGAGGGUGCAGCGGCAGCAAAGGAGGUUCCGGACACCAAAUCUCAGACCGAAACCACGCCGAAGGCCGCGGUAGAGACGAAAGAGGAAAAGGUGAAGGAUACUGCACCAGCUGCCAAAUCCGAGACGAAACCCACGCCGAAGGCAGCGACAGAGGCGGAUAAGGACAAAACGAAGGCGACUGCGCCACCUGCUAAAUCCGAGACGAAAGCUACGCCCACGGCAGCAGUAGACGUGAAGAAGGAUGAAUCGAAGGAUACUGCACUAGCUGCCAAAUCCGAGACGAAACCCACACCGAAGGCAGCGACAGAGGCGGAUAAGGACAAAACGAAGGCGACUGCGCCACCUGCCAAAUCCGAGACGACCCCUACGCCUGUGGCAGCUGUAGACACGAAGAAGGAAGAAGCGAAGGAGACUGCGCCAGCUGCCAAAUCCGAGACGAAACCUACGUCUACGGCAGCGGUAGACACGAAGAAGGAAGAACUCAAAGCGACAAAGGUCGAGACGACACCUGCACUCGCCACGAACUCAUCUCCACAGACAGCGGCGCCAGCAGCUGCCAAGUCCGAGCAUGAAGCCAAGGCAGCGGACAAUGUGGAAAGCGAGAAAAAGAAGGAAGCUGCGUCAGCCGCCAAAGUCGAGACCAAGGCUACAGCCACGGCUGCGACAGACACGAAGAAGGGAGAAUCGAAGGCAACGAAAACGGAGACUACACCUAGCCCGACCAAAGACUCAACGGCACCCGCUGCGGCGCGGACAGAGACUGCGAGCACAUCCGCUCCAGGACCAACCAUCGAGCCUCUCGUCGUCAAUGAGCCACCACCAGAGCCAGUGGAGGAAGCCAAAGAAGAGGCACCAAGUUCUCAAGAAAAGACAAACGGCCACGCGCAAAAGACUUCUACUAAACCAGAAGUCAGUUCCGACGUUAUUGAGCCAGAACCUCUUCUAGAGACAUCGCCAACCGAGGAUGCCAAGACAAAGCCAUUAGCUGACUCCAUGUGGGCUAAUGAGACUGCAGAAGGUGACGCAGGGUCCAAGACCGAUGCCGGAGCCAAGUCCUCGAAGAAGAAGGGAAAGAAAGGCAAGAAGGGCAAGACUGCGGCAGAGGUAGAUGAGAAGGCUGAUGAGGGCGAGACUGUUGAGGACAAGUGA